UUAAAAUGCAGGAUUUUGACCAAAAAACAAAAAACGGACCCUGUGAGCCACCCUAGCUGUGCCUACCUCCAGUUUAUCAGGUAAUGUGGCACUGUGACCCAUCUGAUGAUCUAGCCAGAACACUGAGAGUGGUCAUCAGAUCCCCCCUAGGUGUAUAAGCAGCUUCCUCUCCCCCAGCAGUGUCUCUCCCUCCCUCCAGUCGUCCCCAUGCACGUUGUGUAGGCACACUGCAGAAACCACAAUCUUUCCGUGCCCACUGAGCAAUAUUCAUUUUCCUAUUUUAUAUUUGCCUGGUUUUUUUUUUUAUUGUUAUAUGUCCUUGUAUAGAGGAUCUUAGAUGGUCAGAGUAUAGUCUGCUCCUGUACUGUACUGCAUUCCUGCCACACUUCGGAUGUAACAUCUGGAAGUUUAUCUCACCUCUGGGAUACAAUGUUUUAUUGCUGUUACUGCUUUUUCAAUGAAGAUGUUUUAUUUGGACAACAGCUUAAGGAGUCAGUUUCAGAUCUGCAUCCAUCCAGUGUGUGAUUUUAAUUGACAUCGUCUACUUGGAGCUGGCUUGCUAGUAACAUGCUUUUGGAGAAGUGUCAGAGGGGUUUAGUGUUUUGGUUCUACCUAUGGAUUUUUCUUUUUUUGACUCUCUUCAGAGGUUCCCAUCAAGGUGAAUACCAGAGGAAACUUUACAGAGAUCUUCUAAGGAAUUACAAUCGUCUGGAAAGACCUGUGGUGAAUGAUUCACAGCCAUUACUUGUAGAGCUACAACUUUCCCUUCUUCAAAUAAUUGAUGUGGAUGAAAAGAACCAAGUUUUGAUUACAAAUGCAUGGCUUCAGAUUUACUGGAAUGACUUCUACUUGACAUGGGAUCAGUCAGAAUUUCCUGGCGUACAAACCCUACGAUUUCCUUCUGAUCAAGUAUGGGUUCCUGAUAUACUGUUAUACAACAGUGCAGAUGAAAGGUUUGAUGCAACUUUUCACACUAAUGUCUUGGUGAAUUCCUCUGGUGCCUGUCAGUAUAUUCCUCCAGGUAUUUUGAAGAGCACAUGCUAUAUCGAUGUACGAUGGUUUCCUUUUGAUAUACAAAAAUGCAAAUUAAAAUUUGGAUCUUGGACACAUAACGGCUGGCUGCUUGAUCUACAAAUGCUAGAAGCGGACAUAUCAAAUUACAUUUCUAAUGGAGAAUGGGAUUUAGUAGAUGUACCAGGAAAAAGAAAUGAGUUGUACUAUGAAUGUUGUAAGGAGCCAUACCCUGAUGUAACUUACACAGUCACCAUGCGCAGACGUACAUUAUACUAUGGAUUAAAUUUAUUGAUACCCUGUGUGAUCAUAUCUGGUUUGGCAUUGCUAGUGUUCCUCCUCCCUGCAGAUUCUGGAGAGAAGAUAUCUCUAGGCAUUACCGUCCUCUUGUCAUUGACAGUCUUCAUGCUACUCGUGGCAGAAAUUAUGCCUGCAACAUCAGAUUCUGUACCUCUGAUCGCUCAGUAUUUUGCAAGCAUCAUGGUGAUUGUGGGGCUCUCUGUGGUGGUGACAGUGCUGGUGCUGCAGUUUCACCAUCAUGACCCGCAAGCAGGAAAAAUGCCUAAGUGGGUGCGAAUUAUCUUGCUGAACUGGUGCGCAUGGUUUUUAAGGAUGAGAAAACCUGGGGAAAAGAAAAGACCUAUUCCCUGUAAGUAUAUAUACCCCAACCAUCACUCAAGUAUUAGCAGCAUUGAAAUGAACAUUGUACCAGGACACCAAUCCACCAAUGGCAACACCCUAUACUGUGGCUACCACACUCUGGAAAGUCCUUGCUAUCCACCUAACAGUGAUUCGGGAGUUAUGUGCGGACGAGUAACGUGUCCUUCUCUGGAAGACAGUGAUCUCGUCCAGAAGAAAUGCACAAGAGAGUGCAUGCCAGAAAUUGCCAAGAUCUUGGAGGAAGUGCAGUACAUAGCCCGGCGCUUCAGGGAUCAGGAUGAAGGAGAAGAGAUCUGCAGUGAAUGGAAGUUUGCUGCUGCAGUCAUUGACCGCUUGUGUCUUGUCGCGUUUUCACUGUUUGCCAUUAUCUGUACAAUCACUAUCUUGAUGUCAGCACCGAACUUUGUAGAAGCAGUUUCCAAGGACUUCACAUAAGGGAAAAGGCAAUCCCUUGUGCUAUUAGGGAAAAAAAGUCAUUUUAAUGAAUUUAAAUGUUAUUUCUUGUUAUGUCUUCUAACUGUAUUACAAUGGAUAAUAACUGUGUGUUGAUGACAAAAACCUGGAGAAACUUCCAUCUAAAGAAAAUGACUUCAAAAGUUGUCUAAAACAUAUAGCAAAUAUUUGUACAUGGUUUACUAUGGUUGGUAUUAGCAGUUAGCAAAGUUACUGUUUGGCAAUUCAUAGCAAUAUGGUUGGUUUAGAGGAAACUGAAUAAAUGUAAAGAUCCACUAAGAAAAAGUUUGUUUUGAAUUAACCAAUAAGAAUGUAGAGGAUGUUCCAUGGUUGUGAACCGUAAGCUUACAGGCCCUGUGCCGCGUGUUUAUUCCUGCUCUCAGCAGCCGGGUUCUUCCUACUCUUUGUCUCACGUCUGCAGCAACUUUGUCGCCCUCGUCUGUACUUGUUCUCCUUUUGUGUGUACUUGUAUUUUGUAUGUUUUGUAACUGUCCAGCACUGUGGAGUUCUGUGGCUCCAUGCAAAUAAAACAAUACUGAUGAUGAUGAUUGCCAAAUCACAA
This is a messenger RNA of Pseudophryne corroboree (corroboree frog), 2686 nucleotides long. Its product is annotated as neuronal acetylcholine receptor subunit alpha-7-like. Gene Ontology annotation, molecular function: acetylcholine-gated monoatomic cation-selective channel activity; acetylcholine receptor activity; acetylcholine binding. Gene Ontology annotation, biological process: synaptic transmission, cholinergic; regulation of membrane potential; monoatomic ion transmembrane transport. Bases 568 to 2106 code for a protein of 512 amino acids. The transcript has 10 exons. The record is from RefSeq and is a predicted model, not a curated record. Gene Ontology annotation, cellular component: acetylcholine-gated channel complex; synapse; postsynaptic membrane. NCBI's taxonomy places the organism in Eukaryota, Metazoa, Chordata, Amphibia, Anura, Myobatrachidae.